GGGGACAGAUAGCGGGGUCGGACAGGCUCGGGAACUGUUUUUCCUGAACGGACUUUUAACGAUUAUUUCUCCCACAUAACGAAGAGGACCAAAUAAAUCUGCCAGAAUGAUCCGCUUCAUCCUGAUCCAGAACCGCGCGGGGAAGACCCGGCUGGCCAAGUGGUACAUGCAGUUUGACGACGACGAAAAGCAGAAGCUCAUCGAAGAAGUGCACGCCGUGGUGACCGUCCGUGACGCCAAACACACCAAUUUUGUAGAGUUCAGGAAUUUCAAGAUCAUCUACAGGAGGUACGCCGGCCUCUACUUCUGCAUCUGUGUGGACGUCACCGACAAUAACCUGGCCUACCUCGAGGGCAUCCAUAACUUCGUAGAGGUGCUGAACGAGUAUUUCCACAACGUGUGUGAGCUGGACCUGGUCUUCAACUUCUACAAGGUCUACACAGUGGUGGAUGAGAUGUUCCUGGCUGGAGAGAUUCGAGAGACGAGUCAGACGAAGGUCCUCAAGCAACUGCUCAUGCUCCAGUCCCUGGAGUAAACCACGCCCACCUGCACCUGUCUCUGCCCCCGUCUCUAUAGCGACCAUGCUGGCCCCACCCCCAAAACUCCUGGCCCCGCCCCGCAGCAUCCGUAUCCAUGGCAGCAAACAGACUGGUUGAAGGUGGAGAUCGUGCACAUCAUCCCAGGAAAAAGGUGCUGGACAAAGGCUGACUGUAGUUUUAAAGUGAGAAGUCAACAAACUUAAAAUCCCUUUCAAGUGUGCGGACUCCUCACUCUGAAAGCAAACAGACUGGUCCCCCACCCACCCCUGCAGCAGCAUCCGUUCCGUAACCAUGGUGAUGGGGUAUCCCUCUCCUGUAUCCCGUAUCCCGGGUGACCACCAGUGGUGUGCUGCCUCAUCUCAUCUC
Molecule: messenger RNA, 905 nt
Organism: Engraulis encrasicolus (European anchovy)
Lineage: Eukaryota; Metazoa; Chordata; Actinopteri; Clupeiformes; Engraulidae
Gene: ap2s1
Product: adaptor related protein complex 2 subunit sigma 1
Exons: 5
Coding region: 107-535 (142 amino acids)
Biological process (GO): intracellular protein transport; clathrin-dependent endocytosis
Cellular component (GO): AP-2 adaptor complex; membrane coat; intracellular membrane-bounded organelle
Molecular function (GO): clathrin-cargo adaptor activity
Source: RefSeq, a predicted model, not a curated record